UUACUAGACCCAUGCAAGUCUAAUGGCAGAAAGCAACAGGACCACUGAGGUUGCCGAACGUAUCUUGUGCAAUAAUGAAGCAAAUAUUUAUGAUUGCAAUCAAUCUGAUCCCAUGGGAUUUCAAAGCCCGGUCCCGCUGACAGACGCCUGGCUAGUGCCGGUGUUUUUCAUCCUUAUAUUGUUUGUAGGCUUGGUGGGUAACUCAUUGGUCAUCUAUGUAGUCGUCAAAAACCAGCAGAUGAAAACUGUUACAAACUUCUACAUAGUUAAUCUUGCCAGCACAGAUAUCCUUUUCCUGGUUUGCUGUGUUCCUUUCACUGCCACUUUAUACACUCUUCCUAGCUGGAUAUUUGGGGACUUCAUGUGUCGCCUGAUCAAUUACCUGCAACAGGUAACUGCACAAGCGACCUGCAUCACUUUGUCUGCGAUGAGUGUUGAUCGUUUUUACGUGACUGUCUACCCUCUCCAGUCCCUCCGUCAUCGAACACCACAGAUGGCUCUGUCUGUAUGCACCACUAUAUGGAUAUGUUCUUUGCUGCUUUCAGUGCCGAUAGCAUUGUAUCAGCACACAGAGUCUUCGUUCUGGUUCGGUCCACAGACGUACUGCACCGAGGCCUUUCCAUCUCUCAUUCAUAAGAGGGCUUACAUUCUUUACUCCUUCUUGGCUGUUUACCUGCUUCCUCUGAUCACCAUCUGCAUGUGUUACACCUUCAUGCUGAAGCGCAUGGCUCAAGCCACGGUCGAGCCUGUAAAUGGCUGUAACCAGCUGCAGACGCCAGCAGAACGUGUUGAAGCAGUGCGGACCAGAGUAACCAGAAUGGUGGUUGUAAUGGUGCUGCUGUUUCUGCUCUGCUGGGGUCCAAUCCAGAUACUGAUUCUCUUACAAGCAUUCUGUUCUGAAGAUGUGAGUCACAGCUAUACACUCUACAAACUGAAGAUCUGGGCUCACUGCAUGUCCUACUCCAAUUCCUCCAUAAACCCCGUCAUCUACGCCUUCAUGGGAGCCAACUUCAGAAAGGCCUUCAGAAGUGUGUUCCCUUUGAUCUUCAAAAGGGGCGCAAGAACAGCCCAGCCUCUCCCCACCUAUAACAGAGAGAUGAACUUUCUUUCAUCCGGACCCUAAAGGCAUUUUGGACUGGCUUUGCUUAAAUAUUAAAUGCAACUAGCUGAACAUUAAAGUGUUUUUUGACCCACUUAAGAAGGACUUAACUGUAUCUUUAUGUGUAAUUUCAAUAAAAAUGUCUACGUCUAUGAAACAAGGUUAAAG
This is a messenger RNA of Carassius carassius (crucian carp), 1267 nucleotides long. RefSeq names its product G-protein coupled receptor 54-like. The record is from RefSeq and is a predicted model, not a curated record. Gene Ontology annotation, molecular function: G protein-coupled peptide receptor activity. Gene Ontology annotation, cellular component: membrane. The coding region runs from base 23 to 1123 and encodes 366 amino acids. Gene Ontology annotation, biological process: neuropeptide signaling pathway. The transcript has 5 exons. Lineage: Eukaryota; Metazoa; Chordata; Actinopteri; Cypriniformes; Cyprinidae.